UCUUCACUUCACUCAACCAAACCAACAACAACAACAACAACAACAAGAACACCAUGACCAUCUCAGCCAUCGCCGCCAGAAGAUUGGCAGCAGCACAGCAACAACAACAACAACAACAACAGCAUACAACCCCACAGCACUCAGCACCCCCAUCCCCACAAUCAGAACUACUAGAAGAAGAAGAACCAGAACCAGAACUAGAACUAGAAGAACCAGAACAACAACAGCAUCAACAAAAACAACAACCAAAGACUAGAUACUUCACAGCAGCAACCCCUCCUCAACCAGCCCCAUCCUCAAAGAGCCCUAAACGCAGACAUCAACCCACUCGCUCAGGCUUCAUCGAUCCCGAAUCCAUCUCAGAUUGGAAUCCGAUCAUCCAUGGAACCAACCAAAACUACCGAAAGACAGUCGAUCAAAACCAGAACCAGAUCUCCAUCAUCGGACUCAAGACCGGCCAGAACUUGAUUCCUCAUGGCACACUCCAACUCAGAAUCCUUCAUGGCCAAGUCGAACUCAUGGGCUCAGAGAUUGCUGCACCUACUCCAGAGCCCAUCAAUCUAUUCGCACCUCCGAGUCACCCCCUACCCAUCAUCACCCCCAAGUCCAGCAGCCUUCCAUCCAGCCGUUCGACCCCUCCCGACCAUCAUCUCCCAUUGGAUCCAACUAAAUUUGAUGCGAUCGUCGAGCUGCAGGAUUUAGAUUGUGGCAUUCAAGCCUUGGACGAGCUAUGGUCAUCCAACGGCAACAAACGUCCUAUCUGGUCAUCCCCAUCACCCAAUCCACCUCACUCCAUCCAUGGCCAGACUUGGUCGAUCGUCCUAUCCCCCACACCCGAUCUGGCUCGACUCAGGCUCCCAUCUAGCUGGGCAUCCACCCUAUCGAGCUUAUCAUCUAGAGAUGAAGUGAUCGAAGCAGGAAGAGCAGAGAUCUAUUUUAUCGAAGGUCCCAAGAGUACCGGUAAAUCAACCUUCUCAACUCUACUCAUCAACUCCCUCCUAAACUCUUUCAAAUCCGUCGCCCUCCUCGACCUCGAUCCUGGUCAACCCCUACUCACACCACCCACCCUGGUAUCACUUCACACCUUAAACUCACCCAUCCUCGGUCCCUCGUUCUGCAGACUGCUUUCACCACACCAACCUUCAUCACAUUCGAUCUACAUCGGACAUACCACCCCAAAGGAUUGUCCGACUAGGUAUACCGAAGCAUGCUUAGAGCUCUUCAACUUAUACACCAACCUGCAAUCGGAUCUCUCGACCUGCCUCUCAACCAAUAAACGUAGGCGUCGUGGCCGGAAUAAUCAGAUCGGAACCGACUCGGAUCAUCACUCCAAGCGAACCGACCAAAUACCCUUGGUGAUCAACACGAUGGGUUGGACCAGAGGACUUGGUCAAGACCUGCUCAAUCAACUUCUUCAAACCAUCCAACCAACUCAGAUAUUUAGCUUCAAUGAACGUCCAUUGGUAGCCGAUAUCGUUCCAUCUGAGAGACAUCUUACGCUCGAGCCCAUCGGCCCCACACCUCUAUCUCUGCGUCUUACCCCGGCGGAUUGUCGGGUCCUUGCAAUCGUUUCUUACAUGUAUUCAACUCCAUCACCACUUGGAAGCAUGUUUAUCAACCAGUGGGAGUUCCAGUACCCCUUAUGGGCUCGGCGACCGUUCGAGGUUCGACCGGAUCGCAUCCAAUUGCCCGAUCAUCCGGACUUCAAUCAAGAUCAUCUCGGACACGUCUUGAAUGGCGGACUGAUCGGCCUCGUCGAUCGCAGUCAAGGUUCAUGGAUCGGCUUCGGUCUCGUCCGGGCCAUCGACCCGAAUCGACGGACCAUCCAUCUCUUGACACCGGCAUAUCCGAUCGCCAAACAGAACAACCCGACCGAGUACGAGUUUGUCAAAUACUCCGAACCCGAGCUACCCUUGAUCUGUUCCUUGAGCGACGGUACCGUCCCCUACCUCGAGAAAGAAUCGCUAGGGAAUAGCGGUACAGCUCCACUCACCAUCGGCUCUGAAAAGAAAAGGGUCAGGAGGAACGUUCAAAGACGUUCUCAAAUCUCACGAUGAUCAAAAUUAUAUUAACUAACGAUGGAAAUUUCAUGGAUAAUCAAGUGCAAAGCAAAUAUACCUUUUUCUUUCUCCAUUUAUGUGCAUAAUUUCCUACUUGAUGAUCACUACAUUCUCAACCAUUGGUCAAUGACCAAAUCAGGGAAGAAAAAAAAAUGGGACUUGAGCACAAAGCUUUAUUCUAUCUUAUUUUGUCAUGACCAAGGGGAUGGGUGCUAGUCAGACGUGAAUAUCAAAAUUUAUGUGUAAGGAGCAGCUAGAAAAUUUUGUGUUCCUAGUUGAAAGCUAUUCAUGACACAUUUUCU
This is a messenger RNA of Puccinia graminis f. sp. tritici CRL 75-36-700-3, 2362 nucleotides long. RefSeq lists its product as uncharacterized. NCBI's taxonomy places the organism in Eukaryota, Fungi, Basidiomycota, Pucciniomycetes, Pucciniales, Pucciniaceae. Gene Ontology annotation, cellular component: nucleus. The record is from RefSeq and is a predicted model, not a curated record. Gene Ontology annotation, biological process: cleavage in ITS2 between 5.8S rRNA and LSU-rRNA of tricistronic rRNA transcript (SSU-rRNA, 5.8S rRNA, LSU-rRNA). Bases 54 to 2057 code for a protein of 667 amino acids. The transcript is spliced from 2 exons. Gene Ontology annotation, molecular function: polynucleotide 5'-hydroxyl-kinase activity.